This is a messenger RNA of Siniperca chuatsi (mandarin fish), 7012 nucleotides long. Its product is annotated as cGMP-dependent protein kinase 1-like. Gene Ontology annotation, biological process: protein phosphorylation. The transcript is spliced from 21 exons. Gene Ontology annotation, molecular function: cGMP-dependent protein kinase activity; ATP binding. Bases 331 to 2442 code for a protein of 703 amino acids. The record is from RefSeq and is a predicted model, not a curated record. Lineage: Eukaryota; Metazoa; Chordata; Actinopteri; Centrarchiformes; Sinipercidae.
CUUUCAGGACUUUUCCCUGAUUAGACUUUAACUGAAGUAAAGGCUGUGAAUGCUUCCUCCACCACUGGACUUUUAUUUUGUAGUAGCUGUCAGCCUCAGCUGCGCCUCUUCAUCCUCUGAGCUCAGUCUCUGUCCGACUCUGCUUCAUCGCUGUUGUGGAUGUUGUUUUAUCAAGAACCAUGACCUCGCCUGCUCGUGUAAGUUUAUUAAUAACUCCAAUAAUUGAUUAAUUUCUUUAUUUCCCCGCCUGGACCGGGACUGGAUCUGCUCCUCCGGACUGGACUCUUCGUUGUAACGAUCCGUACUUCAGACUGAAAAAUAUAUCUGUACAUGUAUUCGUACAUGGCUGUGUCGAAGAGCACCGGCACCCUGAGGGACCUGCAGCUGGCUCUGCAGCUGAAGAUCGAGGAGCUCCGGCAGAGAGACUCUCUCAUCGAUGAGCUGGAGCUGGAGCUGGACACGAAGGAUGAUCUGAUCAGACAGCUGCAGAUCGAGCUGGACAAGCACCGCAGCGCUUCGCAGCACGCAGCCAACACCGGGGAGACGGCAAACACAGGAGCAGCGGUUCAGACUCCGGCAGCACCCGAUGAGCCUCAGCGAAUAAAGAGACAGGCCAUCUCUGCAGAGCCCACAGCGCUGGACCCCUCCCAGCUCACUGAUGUCACCCUCACCAGCUACUGCAAGACCAAAGAGUCUAGUGAGCUGAUCCAGAGGGCUCUAAUGGACAAUGACUUCAUGAAACAUCUGGAACACGGGCAGAUUCUCACCAUCAUGGACUGCAUGCAUCCCACCAGCUUGGCCAAGGGCUGCUGUGUCAUCCAGGAGGGAGAUGACGGCUCCACAGUCUACGUUCUGGAGGAGGGAAUGGUUGAGGUGACUAAACAAGGAAAGAAACUAUGCACCAUUGGUCAAGGAAAAGUGUUUGGAGAACUGGCGAUCCUGUACAACUGCACUCGCACAGCAACUGUGACAGCUCUGACUGACAUCAAGCUCUGGGCGAUUGACCGUCAGGGUUUCCAGACCAUUAUGAUGAGGACUGGUCUCAUCAAACAUUCCCAGUACACGGACUUCCUCCGCAGCGUUCCCUCUUUUCAGUCGCUACCUGAGGACAUUCUCAGCAAACUGGCUGAUGUUUUGGAGGAGACUCAUUACAGUGACUGUGAUUACAUUAUCCGUCAGGGAGCCACCGGAGACACAUUCUUCAUCAUCAGUGAAGGACAGGUGAAAGUGUCUCAGCAGAACUCACCCAGCGACGAGCAGGUGGCCGUGAAGACUCUCUGUAAAGGGGACUGGUUUGGAGAGCAGGCUCUGAAAGGUGAGGAUGUUCGAACAGCCAGUGUCACAGCUGUGGGAGACGUCACAUGUCUGGUCAUUGAUAGAGAGUCUUUCAAACAGCUGAUUGGAGGACUGGAUGAUGUUAACAACAAGCAGUACGACAGCGAUGAGGUCAAUGCAAGACUGCAGGCAGAGGCAGAUUUCUUUUCCAGUGUGUCACUUAGUGAUUUCAACUUCAUCUGCACUCUGGGGGUGGGAGGCUUUAGUCGUGUGGAGCUGGUGCAAUUAAAGAAUGAUUCCACUCGAUCGUUUGCCCUGAAAGUGUUAAAGAAGCGCCACAUCCUGGACACCAGCCAGCAGGGCCACAUCCUGUCGGAGCGCCGCAUCAUGAUGGAGGCUCACAGUCCUUUCAUCAUCAGGCUGUAUCGGACGUUCAGAGACUCUAAAUAUCUCUACAUGCUGCUGGAGGCUUGCCUCGGAGGAGAGCUGUGGACGGUACUGCAAGACAGGGGAUCAUUUGAUGACUGCAUCACUCGCUUCUACACGGGCUGUGUCAUCGAGGCUCUGGCUUUCCUGCACUCCAGAGGAAUCAUCUACAGAGACCUCAAACCUGAGAACAUCAUCCUGGACCACCGAGGAUACGCCAAGCUGGUGGACUUUGGCUUUGCUAAAAAGGUGGGUCUGGGUAAGAAGACGUGGACAUUUUGUGGGACUCCUGAGUACGUCGCCCCUGAGAUCAUCCUGAACAAAGGCCAUGACAGUUCAGCUGACUGCUGGUCUCUGGGAAUACUGGUCUUUGAGCUGCUCAGUGGCAGUCCUCCAUUUACAGGUUCUGACCCCAUGAAGACCUAUAACAUCAUCCUGAGAGGCAUCGACAUGAUCGAGUUUCCCAAGAAGAUCACCAAGAGUGCUGCUAACCUCAUCAAACGACUCUGCAGGGACAAUCCUUCAGAGAGGCUGGGAAAUCAGAAAAAUGGAGUGAAGGAUAUCCAGAAACACAAGUGGUUUGAGGGCUUCAACUGGGACGGCCUCCGCCAGGGAACCAUAGACUCUCCAUUCAUACCCACAGUGAACGGGCCAUUGGACAAUAGCAACUUUGACUAUUUCCCAGAGGACAUAGAAGGCCCUCCUCCUGACGAAGAGUCCGGUUGGGACCUCGAGUUUUAGCAGGACCGUCUGAAAGCUGACUGAACAAAGGAAACAGUGGGAACAGGAUUCUUCACAAAGAGGAAGUGAAGCCAUAUAAGAAAGAACUACAGCUUUUUCAUUUCUUACUAAUGUUUGCAAAAGUCAAAGGGCAAAACAAAGUCGUGAAAAGGCAUAGUGUACAAUAAUCACAGUGACUAUUAGGGCCACUGUAUUGGGACCAAAUCUGAGAUUUCAAGAAUAAAAUCUAAAUAUUUGAAUCAAAAAGUCAUAAAUUUGAGUAAAAGUCAUAUUACAAGAAAAAGUUGUAAUAUUUAAGUAAAUUAAUGAGAAAAAAAAAUCAUAAUGUGCUGAGAAUAAUCAUAUUAUAUUAAGAAUAGUCAUGCUACCUCGAGAACAAAAGUCAUCAAGAAUAAAGUCGAAAUUUUACAAAAAAAAAUCGUAAUAUGUAGAGAAUAAAAUUAUACUAUUUAAAAGAAAAAAGUCAUAAUAUAUCAAGAAUAAAAUCACAAUUUUACAAAAAAAACAAAUCCAGAUAUGUUGAGAAUAAUGUACUUUUUUGAGAAAUAGUCAUAAUAUCUCGAAAACAAAUCGUACAACAAAUUGUAAAAUGACAAGAAUAAAGUUGUAAUAUUUUAAGAAAAAAAGUUUACAUACAACUUUUUUCUCAAAAUUUUUUUACUUUAUUUUUGAAAUCUCCGAUUUGUUUCCCUAAUAGUGGCCCUAAUACUCCGUUCAACAAAGAUCGAUCAGAUUCAUUAUUUUCAAACCUGACUUUAGAAAGUUCCACAUAGAUUAAACCGCCAGCAGACUCUUUGUUAUAAAUUAUUACACAAAGUUAUUAUGUUUAACAUUUUCCCAGAUCGGUUCUUAUCAGGGUCCAAGGUCCAUCUAAUCCAGAAAAAGACGGGUUUAAUGGCAGGUUUAAUUUUAAAAAGAGAGAAAAUGCAGUUUCCUCAUGCAGCAUUGGUUCUACUUCAUUGUUGCCAAUAUUAUUAUUUUUUCACUGUAAUUUAUCAGUAUUUGACAUAUUCUGUUAUUCUAAGAUUGGUAAAUUCGGUGGCCGGUCCAAGCUUCCUUCCGAUUUAGUUUUCAUUCUUCUUAGCCAAUAUGUAACUUGUAUUGCAAUCCCUAUGAGGUGCCGCAAAGAAGUAGUUCAACAUUUUGGGAAAUAUGCUAAUUUGCUUUCUUUCUGAGUGAGAUGAGAAGAUCAACAUCAAUUCAUACUGACUGGACAAAUGAGCAUUGUGCUGCCUUCAGGUACCAGGCCUGCUGGCGUAUCAGAGAUACAUCAGAGCUGAUUAAACAAUAGAGCCACAGGGGUAAAUAUGACAGGGACAGCGUCUCUAUAAUCCCCAAGUUACCAAGAUGUGACAUUUAUGAGCUGAGAGAGGGAAAAUCUUGUCAGCAACUGACAGGAAAAGGAUAUGUCCUAUAUUUUCCAAUUAUAUUUUCAAUUUAACACUGUCACUCAUGAUACCUUUGUCUUCUGUCCCCAGUGAGUCACAUUUUCACCGAAGUAGAUUUGAGUUUAUCAGGAACUGACCGUUUGCUAAACCCCGUCCUCGAACAGCGAUUGGCUAAUCAUAGUUUAACAACCAGAGCAGGUCUGCCAGUCUUUGUAUUUCUUGAUGAAGAGAUACUCAGCAUUUAAAGCGUUUGGAGGGUCGUGUCUUUCUGUAGCCGUCACAAAACACAAGAACAGGAGUGAAUGAAUUAAACGUUUGUCUGCUCUAAAAUGCAUUCGUUAGCAUGUUCGGCUAACUAGCUUACCACCUACAGUAGUAACUCAGCGUUACUUCCAAGGAGAAGUUAGUUCAUAUGAUAAACUAACUAGGUUAAAUUAGUUUGUGGGGUUCAGGAUACGUUAGAAAAACCUCUGUUAACAAUUAGCACUGUGUAGUAUUUUUUGUAGUACUGGAUGAUACAUAAGGGAUAAUGUACAGCAAGCGUGUCGAUCAUUAUUGCUUCGCGUCGGGGUCCUGCGUCACCCUCUCGUGGUUUAUUUCACAAUAAUGACCCUCUCGCUGUACAUUAUCCCGCUAAUUAUAUGGCUACGUACUAAAGAAAUCAAUAAUUUGACACAGAAUAUUGAUUUUAAAAAGAUUUUAUUGUCUAUGAUCAGAACUGCGCCCACAGCAACGGUCUGUUAUUCAGGAACAAUAGACCGUAGAGUGCCGAUCAGAAUCGAGUGUUCAACAAAGCCAUAUAUCAGAGUUUAUGCUAACGUUAGCGGCUCUGUCCUGCUGUUUAUUUGGGGAAGUUUACACUCCAGCCAAACUUGUGUUAGAUAUCAUUACAUUACCUGUACUCAUUAGUCCAUAAACCAACUAAUGGAGCUAAUGUUAGCUUAAUUAGCUAGCUAGCUACAUCUGAUAAAAUCUGCUACCCCCUGUUGUAAUUUCAGCAAAAUCAGCGGUCGUCAGCUAGAAAUGAGAAGCCUGACCCUUUUUUUAAAAAGUUGUUAUGAAUUUUGAUGGUAAAUCUGUCACCAUUAUCAUUGUGAGCUGUAUAUAUGUUCCCCUGCAAGCACGAGAGCUUUCACAGGCAAAACACCAGUAACAGCCCUUUGUUGGUGGGCUUAGAAAAGGUUGUUGUUUGUAUGUGGUUUAUGUUUCCUCAGUGUUUGAAUUAGCAGUGUUGUUGACAGCUUGUGCUAAAAGAAUUCAGUAUUUUUGCACUGAAACCACAAAUGUUAGUUUUCAAGAAUGAAGCUACAUUUUAGUUUAGUUUGGUUUUAUAUUUUUUGGACCAUUUUAUCCUCCUUUAUGGUCUCUUUGUAUUGUAUACUUUGCCAUGGAGGUGGUUUAAAUACUUUUUUGGGGUAUUUUGCUGAAAUACAUUUAUUCGAGUACUGUAGGCUACUUAAGUACAAAUUUGAGGUACUUGUACUUUACUUGAGUAUUUCCAUUUUAUGUUAUUUAAUACUUCCACUCCACAACAUUUCGGAGGGAAAUAUUCUACUUUUUACUUCACUAUAUAUCUGACAACAUUAGUUACUAGUUACUUUAUAGAUUUUUGCACACAAAACAUAUGAAGAGCUUAUAAAAUAUGAUGUUUUGCUAUAAGUUAAACUACCCAGCAGUUUAUACAAAUAUAGCUAAAAUUAAAAAUAAAAAAAUUCAUUGGCAACUAUUUUGAUAAUCCUCCUUUAACCUUCUUCCCCAGUCACAGGGGACAUUUUUCUGCAUUGAGUACUUUUACUUUCAAGUACAUUUUACUGAUUAUACUUACAUACUUUAAAAGUACUUCCUCCACCACUGCUUCACACUGACAGUAACGUGGUUGUGGUUUCAUGUAAGUGACUGAGUUGUGUGUUUAUGAGGACUUCACUGUGUUCAGUUUGAGUAUUUGUAUUGAAUCAGGGAAUUAAUUAAAGAUUAAAACAAUACAUUUGACUGGAAAUAAGUGGAGCUAUGCUGCUUUAACAAGCCUCAGAGUUGAUCAUUUUUUCCACGUGGCUCUGGUUUGGAGAGGUGAGUGUGCUGGAGGGGGAGUUAAUGAAAACUAAAGUGUGAGAUGUUUAUCGGCGCCUGCUGACCUCCGGGCUAUUGAAGUCAGCAGAGUGCUGCGAGGUUCACUGGUUCCUGUGGUAAACCAGGCCACGAUGGAAACGCAGCCGCCUCCAGUAACGACUCUCCCACAAUUCGCUGAUAACUUACUCGCAGAUAAGACACACAGAUUUUUCCACAUCUCCUACAACAACAAGCACAGCUGGUUCGGUGCAGCACUGACAUCUAAAUCAGUUAUUCACCUGUGUCACAAAACCUUAAAGGGGCAGUUCACCCCAAAGUCCUUACCUGCAGAGCUGCUUAUCCAUCUAGAUCGCUUUGGUGUGAGUUGGUAUGAGUUUUGGAGAUAUCAGCAGUAGAGACGUCUGCAUUAUUUGAAUAUAAUGGGACUGUAUGGCGCUCGGCUCGUGGAGCACAAAGCGCCAAAAAAAAUACGUUUGAAAAACUCAACAGCAACGUCUCUUUCCAGAAAUCACGACCCGGUUACUCAAGACAAUCCACAGGUUUGCUGUGAGCAGUUUCAUGUAGGAACUAUCUGUAGAAAGAAAAUAGUUCCUACAUGAAACUGCUCACAGCAAACCUGUGGAUUAUCUGGAGUAACACCAAAACUGAACCAAAACAAUCUAGAUGGAUAAAGAGCACUACAGGCAGGAGUUAUAGAGCGGAGCAGAUGGCAAAGUUCAAACUAGACAAAGAAAAGUUUGACACUGUGGGAAUUAUCCGUAACUGUUUCUAAAAUAGUUGACAAAUACACUAAUUAGUACUUAAAUGUCCUUAUAUCUGCUUACAACUACUAUAUAGUGUGUUUAAUAAUUGUUUUUUUAAUAAAUAUUUUCUAUAUUGUUCUUAUGUCUUUGGCUAUACCUAUAUCUGUGCCGCUCAUUGUCAUCAGUGUGUUCCCGUGUUUUUUUUUUGUUUUUAGGAAUAUUUAUUUAUGACAUUGUCUAUUUUUUUUAUCUUGCUUUUUUUUGUCUUUGAUUCUAGAUGGUUUCUGCUCAUCAGUGUGUUCCUGUGUGUUUAAUGUCUGCAAACCUGAUGUACUUCGGGAUAAUAAUAAUAAAGUUUAAGUUGAAAACUGA